Phyllopteryx taeniolatus (common seadragon) is the source of this 5518-nucleotide messenger RNA. It is a transcript of the gene rab3gap2, whose product is annotated as RAB3 GTPase activating protein subunit 2 (non-catalytic). The record is from RefSeq and is a predicted model, not a curated record. The transcript has 35 exons. NCBI's taxonomy places the organism in Eukaryota, Metazoa, Chordata, Actinopteri, Syngnathiformes, Syngnathidae. Gene Ontology annotation, biological process: regulation of GTPase activity. The coding region runs from base 270 to 4376 and encodes 1368 amino acids.
AGCGUAACCCGGAAACAAAUCAAUUUGAUGCUCGUGAGUUGUUUUCCCCCACAUAACCCGGACAGCAAAUAUUGUGCACAUUUAGUGUAGUAGACACGUAUUGCUAUUUGGUUGUAUUUGUCAAAAAGCGGCAUUGUGAGAAGGGUCUCGUGAGGUUAGCACGACAAGUCAACAGCGAGGCUACGUUGCUCUUCUCCAAGUGGACUGUUAGCACGCAGGCUAACUGGCGAAUUUACUGUCAAAUUGGGUCCAGGCAGGACGGAGACGACAUGUCCUGCGGCUUAUUGGAGUGUGGUCGUCUCCAAGAGCUCAAGGCGGUCAGGGAUUAUUUGUUCCACGAUCGAACUGAGCCGGCGGAGAAGAAUCAAACAGUAGCAGAAAAUGAGCUAUCGUGGGACACCUCUGACUGGGAAACCGCUUGGGAAAGCGACAAGAGCAGCGAGCAAGAGGCCUCAUCGGCCACAUCGGCGGAGGAAAGCACAGAGCUUAGUGGACUCUGGCUUCAGGAUUGCAUCGUAUCCCUGUCCCCCUGCUCAGACCUGCUAGUGGUGGCUCGUGAGCAAAAGGCUGUCUUUCUCUCAGCUAAGUGGCGAACAGAUGGUGGUGGCAGAGAAGAGAUGACCCUGGCUGUGUCUUGGAGUGGAAUACUCAGCACUGAAGAAGGAGAGUGUGUGAGCAGCACCAUCUGUAUACCACUGGCAAGCCAGAAAAGGAGCUCCACUGGGCGACCUGACUGGACAUGCGUUGUUGUGGGUUUCACUUCUGGCCAUGUCCGGUUCUACACAGAGAAUGGGGUUCUGCUACUGGCCCAAUUGCUUCACGAGGACCAAGUUUUAAGGCUAAAGUGUCGCACAUAUGAGAUCCCUCGCCAUCCUGGUGUGACUGAGCAGCAUGAAGAGAUAAGCAUCCUUUACCCUGCUGCACUGGUCACCAUAGAUGGUUUCAGCCUCUUCCAGUCCCUACGCGCUUGCCGGAACCAGGUUGCAAGAGCGGCAGCUGCUGGGAGCGAUGUGAUUCAGCCUCCUCCGCUGGCCUAUAAGAAGUGGGCUCUCCAGGACAUGGACACUAUUGUAGACCACUGUAGUGUGGGUGUCAUGACACUCAAUGUGUUUGAUCAGAUGAAGAACGCCUCUGUUUUGGGGGGAUUUAAUGCUUCGGUCAAAGGCAGCCCUCCUGCCAUGAGCCAGUACGUCACUGUGGGAGGGGGCCCGUACACUGGCUUUUACUAUGCGGUAGAGGGAAGCAGCCAGCCUCUUCUCUCUCAUGUGGCUCUCGCUGUGGCCAGUAAACUUACAUCCGCCCUCUUCAGUGCUGCCAGUGGAUGGCUGGGAUGGAGCAAGAACAAGAACCAAGAUGAGAGUGUCCAGAAACACAGGUCCAAGGUGGAGCCUGCAACACCCCUGGGGAUCAGAUUUGGUCUCCCAGACUCUCGCCGCCAUGGCGAGUCCAUUUGCCUGUCCCCUUGUAACACGCUGGCCGGAGUAACUGAUGACUUUGGUCGAGUCACGCUGCUGGACCUAAACAGAGGAAUUGCAAUUCGCAUGUGGAAAGGUUACAGAGACGCCCAGCUGGGUUGGCUGCAUGUUCCAGAGGAUCGAGUCAGUCGGGAACGCUCCGCCUCAUCUUCCCUCGCCAGGCGCCAUGCGCUGUUUUUGGUUAUUUACGCUCCUCGCAGAGGGAUCCUGGAGAUCUGGGCGAUGCAAUACGGACCUCGAGUGGGUGCAUUCACUGUCGGGAAACACUGCAGGUUGCUGUAUGCUGGUUACCGUCUGUUAGGGGUGAACCGUGUGACCAGUCAGGGCUGGAAGAUCCACACCCAUCAAGUAUGUUUGCUGGAUCCCGUCACAGGAGCCCUAAGGACUGUGAAUGUUCCCUUCCACCUGGCCCUCAGCGACAAGAAGAGUGAAGGAGCCAAAGAUAUGCAUUUGUUCAAGAAAGUGACAACAAUACUCAAGACCAGCGAUAUGGAGCCUGAUAUUUUGGAGAGCGAGGCCAAAGGCGUGCUGCUGGAUAUCAAAAACUCCUCCAUUCAAAAACAAGCUUUGGAGUCUUUGCUGUCCCACAAGAACAUCCCUGUGUCGUGUCUCACAAACAUCACAUGCGCCUUACUCAGCGCUCUGCAACAGCAAGGCGCUGAACAAGUGGAUCCCGUGUUACUGCAGUUCUGCUCCUCCAAGCUGAAAUUGCUUACGCUCUACACUGACAUCCGCCACGUGAACUCCGGUGCUGACACUGAGGAGCACGACGAAGCUGUGGAUGGCCUGGAUGGCAUUGAGGGCGAAUUGGCUCGUGUAGGUCCUAGCUUGCAACGCUACGCCGAGCUCAACUCGAGGCCCAGCGUUUCUUUUGUCCAAGACGCACCAGACGCAGCCCUGCCUGCCCAGGCCUUCGUAUCCCAGAUCGAAUGCACAGAGGAUGGGCAGUUAAAGCUUAUCCAGCGUUCUGAAGUAGAAUGGAACCAGUUAGGGAGCUUUAUCUUCUGGGCUUGUCUGUGUGGUCAAAGCUCCCCACACAAAAUCUGUGACAAACUACAACAGGCUGGCAUCAGUCCGUCGCAGCUACUAACUCUCUUGCUGAGUAUGUGGUUGCAACGAGAAAAGGAGUUGCUCCGGACCCCGACAGAAUGUUUUCAAAACCUUCACGCGUUACUGGUCCUCCUCAGCAACAUGGAAGGUGCCAUAGAAGAGUCGUGGGACCCCCAGUCCGUCUCACCCUGGUGGCAGCGGGGCCGCAACAUAUUAGUACAGUCGCAAAACUCUGCAGCCGCUCUGCUGGCUGCUUUUGUUUCUCAUCGUGUUGCCGUGGCCGCCAUCGCCAGCAGGGCAGACAGCGAGUUACAGUCAGAGUGGGAAGCAGUGUCUUUGGAGCUGGAGCAAUGGGCGGUGUGCGUUCGUCAGCUGGAGGAUGUUCUAGCGCUGCAGACGCUCCUCUUGGUGCCGCCGACUGUCGCAUCGGCAGGAGGCCCUGUGGUGCCGUGCUCCAUAAAAACACUGCUGGAGGGCGGCUCAGGUGGCAUCGCCGACAAUGUCUCCAAGUGGGUGUUCAGGCACAACCUGGCCCCCGAGCAACUAAAAGAAGUCCUUCAGAAGAGCGAAGAUAAAACGUUAGGCGAGGGGGCAGGCCAAGAUGUCAAAGUGUUAAAAAGUCAAGAGAAUUCAGAUGGAACAGCAGAGAUGUUGGUGGCGAUGUGCAAGCGCUUCCCACGCUCCCUCUCCCCAAACUUGCUCUUCGCACAUUGCUGCUGGGAGUAUGUGGUGCAAUGGAACAAAGACCCAGAGGAGGCCGCACACUUGUGCCGGGCCAUGGAGCAUCUGAAGCUGGUCUCCAGUCCACAGAUCCAACUCGGCAUUUGCACAAUGAUGUGGACUACGUUUAUUGUCAAACGUUUCUCUGCGGCAGCCUUCCUGGUUGAGAAGGUGGGCAAAGCACCCAAAGAUCGCUUGUGCCGACGGGAUGUAGGAAUGGGAGACAGAGCUUUGACUUCCUUCUUGGUUUGCUGUGUCCGGCUGCUGCAAAUCCUCAUGGAGGCGGACUCUGCGGUAGCUGAGGUCCCGCCCCCAGAGCUGUCUGUGGAAGAAGUUUGGUGCGGAGCCGAGGGCCCGGCCUCGAUAGCUGAACUGGCCCUGGAGCAGAAAGGUGUUCACUAUCCCCUGGUGCAGCACCACUGUCUGCUAGCCUCCCUGCUACACGCCGCCUCGACUUUCAGCCUGAAGGUGAAACCUCUCAGCCUGUUCGACAGCAAGGGUAAAAAUGCUUUCUUCAGAGACCUGACCACCAUUCAGCUCAUGCCAAGUGGAGACAUGGACCCAGGACUGGUCCUACUACGACAAGAGUUCCUUCUGCGGGUGUUAACGUCCUGGGUGCAGCGUAUCGGCGAUCCGUCUGACUCCGCCUCCGGCGCCAGGCCCCGGACGCUGCCCGCGAGUGGCGCCCAGGCCGAGCGGUGGCCCUCGCUGUGCCUCGAGCUCGGCAGCCUACUGCAGGUCUCCCCCGACGUCCUGCGACGACACCUGGUGUGCCAGCUCUACAACCAGGGCCUGGACCUUCACGCGGAGGAGGUGAUGUUAGAAGUUGAGGACAAGGACGUGCUGGGCUCUCAGCUGCUGAUGAUCACGGGCCAAAGGCUGAGCUACUCACUGCUGCGCAGCCAGAGCCAGACGCAGCCUGCUAUGGAGCUACUGGCCCGCCUGCCCCCCACCCUCUGCACAUGGCUCAAGGCUAUGGACCCCAGUGAGCUGCGGUGCCCCCUGGUGCCCCUGCCUCAGACCAGUAGGCUGGUGGGCCACUUGAUCGAGAUGCUUCCAGAGAACCACGCCCAGUACAGCCUGGCACUGCACCUUUUGGAGGCAGUGGAUGCCCUGACAGCGGAGGACUGACUCAGCAAAUGAUGUUGACAGUUUAGUAUAGUUUAGUACAAACAUAUCAUGCAUGAGCUCCUAAAGUAAAUACAAGUUAUGUAAACAAAGACCAUAUUUCCCUUAGACAGUGGAACCUCGAUAGAACGGACUAAUAGCAGAGAGGAGUAGUCCUAUACAUUACGUUACAUUGAACCUUUUUUUUUUUUGCCAUAUUCACCCAUAUCACUGUACAGUCAAACAUUUUUUGUGGCCUGAAACACACAGUACAGUAUAAAGUUAUUGCAAAAAAAAAAGCUUAAAUGUUUUCAAAGUUUCGCGUGUUAUCCAAACGUACCACACCGGUGUGCUUGGGCAUGGUGACAUUGCUGACGUAUAGUACUCGUCAUAGGCAAGUUGCUUUCAUGAGCCGUGAGGAAUUAGUGUGCUUCCUAGUUCCAAAUCUGUUUGCAAAGGUGAACGGCUUGGCAAUUUUUUUUUUACUGUACCAAAAAUAGCAUGUUUCAGAGUCCAAAGACUUGUUUUGUAUUCCGCAGAGGUACCACUGCAGCGAUGCUGCUCUCUCUGCCACAAUAGAUGGAACCAUCAUAACAUGCUUGUCAGGUUAAUGCCCCACAUUCAACAUGGCCGCCACGUAGGCACAGGAGACGUCUUUUGGAAUUGUAUAUCUGUGACCCAGAAAUAUGUCAGUCCCAUUCUUUGCCUGCAUUGUGCCACAGCGCCAGUAAGAAAACAGCCGCCAAUUGUGGAACUAACAGACAUUGUAUGUGACAUUUUUGGACAAAUGAUUCAAUCCCGACGGUCCGUUUUAUCCGAUAUCCAUUUUAUCGAGGUUCCAUUGUAUUGUCAUGGAGUUUGUAUUUAUUCAAAUCAUGUUUAUAGUGCUUAACUGUUUCAGUUGGUUGUUGACCUUUUUAACAUCCCAUAUUUUUGUAUGUAGCAUUUAUCACACUUGUGGAUACCUGAGCUGAUGACCCUCAUCUUCAAGUGUGUGGUCAUCAGUUAUUUUUCCACAUUUAGUAUCAUAAGGAAUAAGGACCUUGUUUAGUGAUGUAUAUAAUAUAUGGAAGCACUUCUAUUCUCACAGUGCCUGCAAAGCCUUUUAUUCUGUAGUCCUGUGUCCAGAUGCUGCCAAUGGACAGAAUAAACAGAAUCUCCAUCCA